AUGACUCUCCUUGUCCUACCAAAUGAGCUUCUGCUUGCCAUAGUAGAGACUCAAGACUCCCAAAACAACAUAAAUGCAUUUGCAAGAACUAGUCGCCGCUGCUACAUUCUCCUGAACCCCUUCCUCUAUGCCUACAACGUCCGAAAGCACCAAGGGAGCGCACUCCAUUGGGCAGCAACCAAAGGACAACUAAGAACAGCCCAAGAAUCACUUCAACAAGGAGCGGAAAUCGAAUCGAAGGACAGGGAAACAGGAAGAUCGCCAUUGAUACAGUCCGCUCGCUGUGGCCACGCAGACAUUGUUGCUUUGCUGUUGGCACAUGGAGCCAAUCCGCACGCUAAAGACGGCCGGGGGUUUCAAGACGCAAUCACAUGCGCUGUGAUUCGCAACAGAGCGGCCGUUGCUAGCAUUUUGCUUGAUAGCGGUGUCGAUGUGAACUCAACGGGCUCCGGGGGCAGUCUAUUGCAUCUCGCGGCUCAGAAAAAUGUCCACACCUGCGAAGCAGUAGCAAGAGUUCUUAUCGAGAAAGGUGUCAAGCUGGAAUCUAUGAAUUCCGCGAAACAGACUCCGUUGCAGCUAGCGUGCCAGUCUGGCUCCGUGGAAGUGGCCCGGUGUCUAAUAGAAAACGGCGCCGAUUUGGAUAUACGGAACCGAGAGGGCAUGUCGCUCCUGCAUCUGUCAUGCUUCAAUGGAGUCGAAACCGCCGAGUUGUUGUUGGAGAAGGGAGCCGAUCUCGAGGCGAAAGACGAGAAAGGUGAGAUACCACUGCAUGUGGCAUGCUGGAAUGGCCGGGUAGACAGAGCAGCGUUCUUGCUGGAUCGGGGUGCAAACAUAGAGGCAAGGUCAUCAAAAGGGAACACACCAUUGCUGCGGGGGGUACUCUGGGAGACCACUGCAUUCAAAACCCUGGAUUCGCCCUCGAUAACCGCUCUCUUGCUGGAACGAGGUGCCAACCCAAGGCAGGGAAAUGAUUGUAACAUCACACCAUUGCAUGUUGCGACGUCGAAAGAAAGUUUAGGGCUUUGCAAGAUACUGCUACAAUAUGGUGCCGACCCAGAGGCAAAAACCAUACAGGGCAUGACGCCGCUGCACAAAUUAGCGCAGAAUGGCUCUUUGGACUCCGCAAGGCAUUUGUUGCAGAAAGGUGCCGAUGUACAACCAAGGGACAGAGAAGGCAAUACACCAUUGCACAUGGCAGCGCAGAGAAAUGAUGUGGAAUUCGUCAAGUUGCUACUAGGGUCAGGCGCUGACCGGCUGGUCAAGAACCACAAGGGUCAAUUGCCUAUACAUCUAUCAUCAGAAGGAACAAAGAAGUCAGAACUAAAACAGAGAAACGUGAUGGAUCUUCUGGAGGCUCAGUCCGAGCAUUAA
Molecule: messenger RNA, 1371 nt
Organism: Penicillium robsamsonii
Lineage: Eukaryota; Fungi; Ascomycota; Eurotiomycetes; Eurotiales; Aspergillaceae
Product: ankyrin repeat domain-containing protein
Exons: 1
Coding region: 1-1371 (456 amino acids)
Cellular component (GO): cytoplasm; nucleus
Molecular function (GO): protein binding
Source: RefSeq, a predicted model, not a curated record